Geosmithia morbida is the source of this 4578-nucleotide messenger RNA. Its product is annotated as succinate dehydrogenase (ubiquinone) flavoprotein subunit. The coding region runs from base 1 to 4578 and encodes 1525 amino acids. Gene Ontology annotation, biological process: tricarboxylic acid cycle; electron transport chain. The transcript has 9 exons. Lineage: Eukaryota; Fungi; Ascomycota; Sordariomycetes; Hypocreales; Bionectriaceae. Gene Ontology annotation, molecular function: phosphatidylinositol binding; flavin adenine dinucleotide binding; oxidoreductase activity, acting on the CH-CH group of donors. The record is from RefSeq and is a predicted model, not a curated record.
AUGGGUGCUGAAGAGCCAGACCAGACUGCUGCCGUAGCAGCAGCAGCAGCACCCCCCACCACUGAGCUUCCAGUCCGGCCGGCCAAGUCGUCUUCCCCUCCUCAGGACGGACGUCCUCUGACGGGAAAGCAAGAGCACUACCUGAAGCGCGAACUCAUAUCCGAGCAGGUUCAGUGGGAAAUCAGUGAGCUCAACUCACCCACCGCACUGCGCCGGUUUGGCGCCCCCUUCAAGUCGGACCAUGGCGAGGUACCGCCUCAGGCGUCGGAGCUUCCCAUCUUGCGCUACAUAUUUGUCCACCACAUUCGAGACUUCCCCUUCCUGGACAAAGCUCGCGAGAAGGAGUUUUGGCAGGACAAGCUCCAGGUGUUCCUCGAGUCCUUUGCUGGCAAGCAAAUCUCGUCUUCCGAGGACCGCUUGGAGGAGACCAAGAGGAGGAAGCUGGCUAUCAAGGCCCGAAAGCUCGUCGAGCUCAUGAUGGUCUCGGGCGUGCCCACCUCGUCCGGUUUCGAGGAGCGCAUCCGCUUCUCUGAGAUUGAAAUCGUCGACAGCAACGCUAUCGAUGCCGGCGUCCUCCACAGCUUGCCCGAGGGCAACUACAUCAACGGGAUCGAUGUCAACGUCGCCGGUGUCCGCACCACGGCCAUCAAGGGCAAGAUCCGCACCCGCAAGCAUGCCGAGUUCCUUCUGCGCGUUAAGAGGAAGGGGGAGCUCGAGCACUUUGUCGCCAGGAGGUACGGCGAUUUCAGUAGACUGCACCGCCGUCUGCAUCUCGAACUCCCCGGACGCGUGCUCCCCGCCUUGCCCCACAAGAACAAGUCGGACGCGAAAGCCUCGGGCCUCCUCGGAUCAUGGGGCUCUUACGGUGGAGAUCAGGACUCAGACGCAGACUCGGUCGAUUCUGGCUCGACUCGUCGUACGGCCGUGUCGGGCAUCUCUUCACUCCUCUCCCCUACCCAGAACAGCCACCGUAAACCGAGAUCCGUAACCUCUGCGAGAUCUUCCGUCUCCAAGACGUUGGCCUCGCCCAGGAUGUCGGCUGACGGACGCUUGGCUCCGCCGUCGGAAGGAAAGGACCAGGAUGUCGUUCUUGGACGUGAAAACCAACGUGUCUCGCUGCGUGCCUAUAUCCGCACGCUGUUGCAGAACACACAAUUCGCAAACACAAAGGCGGUGCAGAACUUCCUUGAGAACGACCCUAUAAACCCCACAGAUGAAGACAUUGACGACAUUUUGCGGAGAAAGGAGGUGGAUGAGAAGCGCAUCGAGGAGCAGAAACGCUUCUACGAGAUUGCCCGGAAACGUGCCGCUGAUCUUGACGAAUACAUGGAGCAGUUCCGACGUGACAUCGUCGAGCGCAACGGUCUGACAAAUCUCUUCGCCGAGAUCAGGGAGAAGAAGAAGAUUGAGGAUCUCAGUAUCCAAUACCGCAAGUUUGCCGAGUGGCUGCGCAUCGAGAUUGCGGCCGUCAUCUACCACAUCUUCCUUGCCGAGGACAACUCACCGGAGCUCUUCGCGCAGGCCAAGCGGAUACACUCACUGAUCCCAUAUACGGUGCUCAAGAACGUGAUCCGCAUCGCCAACCCUGCGGCCGUCAUGUCGGGCAUUCUGGACGUGUUCCUCGCGCAGCCCUUCGGUUCCCGGUCGCUCCUGCAGCGCAUCUUCUCCCUGACGCUCAACGACGGCAUCAGGAGCUUCCAGAAGUCCAUCGGCGUGCUCGACGCCAAGAUUGGCGACCCGGUGUACUCGCUGAAACUCAAGAGGUACACCGAGGCUGAGGAGCACAUCAAGACGUCGAUCCGCGAAGAGGCCGAGUCGGAGGACAUGGAUCUGGUGGUGACCAUCUUGCGAUCGGACCUGAUUGAGCCUGAGCUCAAUGGAGAGCAGUUCCAGAAACUCUUCAACGCCUACGUAGCCUUCAACAACGCCGUGGAGAAUAUCGACGAGGAGCUGAGGCAGGGCGCGCAGCUCUUCUCGUACCUCAAGCAGAUGCUCAAGCUGUGCACUAGGCAACGCGACAAGGCCAUGAUGCUCGAGCUCAUCGAGGAACCCACCACGCUCCAACUGUUCCGCGACCUCUUCACCAUCUUCUACGAGCCCCUCGUCAGAGUGUACAAGUCGGCCAACGUGUACAACAGCGUUACCGAUUUCGCCGUCUUCGUCGACGACAUAAUACAGGUGGUCGACAAGUGCCGGGAUCAAGACGCGUCUGCGGACCCCAACCAGACGGUGCAGGCCUUUAUUGACCUGUGCCAGAGGCACGAGCACAACUUCUACAAGUUCGUGCACGAGGUGCACGUCCACGACAACGGCCUCUUCACGCAGCUGAUGGGGUGGAUCGAGGGCAUCCUGGAGUUUCUCCGCCACGGCCCCAAGAACGGCACCAUCAACAUUGACGCCCUGUUUACCAGGGCAGUGGAAAGCGGCUCCGUCGACAAGGAGAAGGCCAUUGCUGAGAUUGACUCGCUCAUCGCGUGGCAGGAGGCCCGCAAGCGCUGGCACAGCGAUAAGACCCGGCAGAAGAUGGCCGCCGAGGGCACGGGAGGCGGCGGGCUCAUGCUGUCGGGCUUCAAGUCUACGGAUUUCGGCCUCGACGACCAAGACAUCGAGGAUAUGGCCUACGACGACGGCUCCGACGAGGAGGAGGAGGCCGAGCUGGAGGACGACCUCGAUCCCAUCGACGCCGAGAGGCGCAGGCGCGCAAAGCGCCAGGACAAUCUGCGCCGUACGGCCGGCGAGCCUCCCAAGCCGCCUGUCUCGGAGGUGCACAAGCUCAAGGAGGAUUUCAUUGUCAUGCUGCGCAAUGACCACGAGUAUGAUGCCCUCGUUGUUGGCGCCGGUGGUUCCGGUCUCCGCGCCGCCUUCGGACUUGCCGAGGCUGGCUUCAACACCGCCUGUAUCUCCAAGCUCUUCCCCACGCGAAGCCAUACCGUCGCCGCGCAGGGUGGCAUCAACGCCGCCCUCGGAAACAUGCACGAGGAUGAUUGGAGGUGGCACAUGUACGACACCGUCAAGGGCUCCGACUGGCUCGGUGACCAGGACGCCAUCCACUACAUGACCCGCGAGGCUCCCCAGUCCAUCAUUGAGCUGGAGCACUACGGUUGCCCUUUCUCCCGUACUGAAGAUGGCAAGAUUUACCAGCGAGCUUUCGGUGGUCAGUCGCAAAAGUACGGCAAGGGUGGCCAGGCCUACCGUUGUUGCGCCGCCGCCGACCGGACCGGACACGCCCUCCUUCACACCCUCUACGGCCAGUCUCUCCGCCACAACACCAACUACUUUAUCGAGUACUUUGCCCUUGACCUGAUCAUGGAGGACGGCGAGUGCCGUGGUGUCCUCGCCUACAACCAGGAGGAUGGUACCUUGCACCGAUUCCUCGCCAAUCACACCGUCCUCGCCACCGGUGGUUACGGACGUGCUUACUUCAGUUGCACCUCGGCCCACACCUGCACCGGCGACGGUAUGGCCAUGGUUGCCCGUGCCGGUCUUCCCAACCAGGAUCUCGAGUUCGUCCAGUUCCACCCAACUGGUAUCUACGGUGCCGGCUGCCUUAUCACUGAGGGUGCCCGUGGUGAGGGUGGUUACCUGCUCAACUCGGAGGGUGAGCGCUUCAUGGAGCGAUACGCCCCCACUGCCAAGGAUCUUGCCUCGCGUGAUGUCGUCUCGCGUUCCAUGACCAUGGAGAUCCGCGACGGUCGCGGUGUCGGUCCCGAGAAGGACCAUAUUUAUCUCCAGCUGAGCCAUCUGCCUGCCGAGAUCCUGGCUGAGCGUUUGCCCGGUAUCUCGGAGACGGCCGGUAUCUUCGCCGGUGUCGACGUCCGCAAGGAGCCCAUCCCCGUCCUGCCUACGGUCCACUACAAUAUGGGUGGUAUCCCGACCAAGUACACUGGUGAGGUCUUGACGAUCGACGAGAAGGGAGAGGACAAGGUUGUUCCCGGCCUGUACGCCUGUGGUGAAGCCGCUUGCGUGUCUGUCCACGGCGCCAACCGCCUGGGUGCCAACUCGCUGCUUGACCUGGUCGUCUUCGGCCGUGCCGUCUCGCACACGAUCCGUGAUAACUUCAACCCAGGCGACAAGCUCAAACCCAUCUCAGCCGACGCCGCCUCAGAGCACAUCGAGGCUCUCGACACUGUCCGCCGGUCCGACGGUCCCAAGAGCUCUUCCGAGAUUCGCCUGGCCAUGCAGAAGGCCAUGCAGACUGAUGUCAGCGUCUUCCGUACCCAGGAGAGUCUGGACGAGGGUGCCGCCAAGAUGAAGAAGAUUGACGCCAUGUUCUCCGAGGUCGGUAUCAAGGACCGCACCAUGAUCUGGAACUCGGAUCUUGUUGAGACCAUGGAGCUCCGUAACCUCUUGACCUGCGCUACCCAGACCGCCACCGCCGCCGCCAACCGCAAGGAGUCGCGUGGUGCCCACGCCCGCGAAGACUACCCUGAGCGUGACGACGUCAACUGGAUGAAGCACUCACUCACCUUCCAGAAGGAGCCUCAUGGCGAAGUCGAGCUGGGAUACCGCAAGGUUAUCGCCACCACUCUCGAUGAGAACGAGUGCAAGCCUGUCCCUCCGUUCAAGCGUGUUUACUAG